Helianthus annuus (common sunflower) is the source of this 2175-nucleotide messenger RNA. RefSeq lists its product as uncharacterized. The coding region runs from base 1 to 2175 and encodes 724 amino acids. The record is from RefSeq and is a predicted model, not a curated record. Lineage: Eukaryota; Viridiplantae; Streptophyta; Magnoliopsida; Asterales; Asteraceae. The transcript is spliced from 2 exons.
AUGUCUAUCGAUAAAAGUUGGAUUGAUUCCCCACGUCAUUCACCUCACUACAAGCAAGGACUCAAGUCAUUUAUCGAGAUGUGUGAAAAAGUGAUAAAAUACCACGAUGAAGUUAGAUGCCCGUGUACCAAAUGUAAAAAUUCCGGCUUAAAAACUAUGGCAGAAAUGAAAUACCAUUUGGUAAUUAACAGUUUUUGGAAGGAAUACACGAAGUGGACCUAUCACGGGGACACGACCCCAAUUGCAGAAGUAAACGAUGUUGCGCCACAAGACGGUAUGGUAAACGUUAUUGAAGACAUUAGGGGGGAGCGUAUGGAAGAAGAUACAUACCUUAACCAAGAGAACUCGAAUGGAGAUAGUAGCGGUGUUGUUGAUGAUUUUGAAGACCUGGUAAAGGAAGUUGAAACAGAAUUAUAUCCUGGUUGUACCAAGUUUUCUUCUAUUGACUUUUUAGCAAGGCUUUUGAAUAUAAAGGAUACGUACCAUUUGCAAAAUGAAGCAGUAGAUCGACUCCUCUCGUUGUUGCGAGAGUCAAUGCCAGAAGGCAACAAGAUUCCCCCCUCGUAUUAUGUAGCUAAGAAGACAUUUAAGAAGAUUGGUUUGGCAUAUGAGAUGAUAGAUGUGUGCACAAAUGAUUGUGCUCUCUUUUGGAAAGAAAACGAGUCCUUGCAAAAUUGUCCCGUUUGUAAUGAGAGUCGAUGGGUCGAUAAAGACACAAAAGGCACGAAGGUGGCUCGUAAGGUGUUACGAUACUUUCCUUUGACACCUAGACUACAACGUUUGUAUUGUUCAAGGCACACAACGAAAGAUAUGAUAUGGCAUAGUACCGGACGAUCGGAAGAUGGGACUAUGCGUCAUCCAGUUGAUGGAUCUGCAUGGCAAGACUUUGAUAAAAAGUACCCAAACUUCGCGAUGGAGCCACGAAAUGUUCACUUAGGGCUUGCAGCUGACGGUUUUAAUCCCUUUAACAAUGGUAGUGGAUCCUCGACUCAUAGCACGUGGCCGGUUAUACUCACCACAUAUAAUCUGCCUCCCUGGCUAUGCAUGCGAGAGUCCACAUUCAUGUUAACCUUGUUGAUUCCUGGCCCUAAAUCACCGGGGAAAGACAUGGACGUUUUCCUUAGACCGUUAGUGGAUGAGCUUAAGCAAUUGUGGCAGACAGGUGUACGUACUAAAGACACAGCGACAAACACAUACUUCACAAUGAAGGCGGCGUUGUUAUGGACCAUAAAUGACUUUCCAGCCCGUAGUAGUCUAUCAGGUUGGAGCGGACAAGGCUACAUGGCAUGCCCAACUUGUAACCAAGACGCUCCUUCAAUACGUGUAACUGGUAAAUGUUCUUAUGUUGGUCAUCGCCGGUUCUUAGAUGCCAACCAUCCUUGGAGAACAAGUCUCGACUUUAACGGGAGACCCGAGACACGAGACCCUCCGAGACAGUUUAGCCCAGCUGACAUAGAAGCUCAACUCGGUCGUUUAAUUAAUCGUCUACCAGGCAAGCAUCCAGAUUUUGGAGGUGGGAGGAUAACCCGGUCAGAUUUCGAGUUGAACUGGUCCAAAAGAAGCAUAUUUUUUGACCUUGAGUAUUGGUCUUCUCUGCAGCUGAAACAUAACUUAGAUGUAAUGCAUAUAGAGAAAAAUGUGUGCGACAGCUUGCUCGGUACUCUUCUAAUGAACGAUAAGAGCAAAGACACGCCAAAUGCGCAGUCCGACUUGGAAAAACUAAACAUUCGGCCGACACAAUGGCUGAAACAAUCGGGUGAUGGGUUUGGAUCUAAUAUCAGUAAGAGGGUGACAGAAAACAAUGCUAACAUUACCGGGUUGAAAUCUCAUGACUGUCAUAUCCUCAUGCAACGUUUGAUACCGAUUGGGGUUAGAGGGCUUUUGACUAAAGAUACAUCUACACCAAUAGUAGACCUUUGUAUGUUCUUUAAGCACCUUUGCUCUAGAACACUAUCGGUGGAUGAUAUGAAGAAAGCAAAGGAUGACAUUGUUACCAUCUUAUGCAAGUUAGAGAUGAUCUAUCCACCUGCGUUUUUUGACAUUAUGGUUCAUUUACUUGUGCAUUUACCUGAUGAAGCGAUUGCGGGAGGUCCAGUAGCUUUUAGAUGGAUGUAUCCAUUUGAAAGGUACAUGAAAAAAACUAAAGAACUAUGUCAAAAACCCGGCAAGGCCUGA